CCUCCCCACAAUCCCACUGUAUAUGAUUUGGCGUCAGAUACGAAGAUAGUCAAGCUGGUCGGUCUUGACAAUAUUUAACCCAUAGCUCUUCAGUUGUGGUCGUUUAUGACCCUACUCAGAAACGAGUUUAAAAAAGUGCGCACCAUGUCAACCGUCUUUAUUGCAAAGGCUAUAAUUUUGCUGGGGAGCAUUGCUGUAUCAGCAUCCCAGAACCUAACAGCAUCAUACAUGUGUUACCAAGAAGAUGGCUCCAAGUUUUUUUAUUUGCGUGUUAGUAAUGAGCGCCAUGAUCAGUGGAGCAAAGUGUAUGUCGAUGGUGCUGAACAAAGUCCUGGUUGCCAUGCCAACACCAGCUUUCCUGAAAAUCAGACAGUUGAUGGUGGAUCAGGAAUACAAGUAGAACAUUCAUCAUCCUCUUUCCUAGAGCUGAGAAUUAACAUUACUUCACAGAAUAACUGUAAUCUGACAGAGGAAUCUAAUAUCAUUGUUUAUGCCAGAAAAGACCAACAGAUCAACACAGAGAGGGACUAUGUUUUCUUCAUAAGUAGUUCUGACUGUACAUAUGAGGAGUAUCUUUCUGAAGUUUCUGUGGAGGUCCAGAGUAUUCCAGCAUUUGCCAUAAAAGGAAGGGCAGUGCAGCAUGACUUUCAGCCCAGAAUGCAGAUAGUGCCAGGGAACAUAACGGCAAGUGAUGUACUUAAUUCAGUGGAGUGGGGGAAUAUCAGCACCCCUGGUCCUCUCCAUAUUGGGACACCUGUCUGUCUCUUGAUACAAGGAAGUCAGAUGGGAGGAUUCCAAGCACUGAGGGUUCGUUCCUGCAUUGUACAACCAAGCAACAAUGACUCUUCUCUACAAAUUUCUAUGCUGUCAGAUUAUUGUGGAACUGGCAGAGGAAAACCAUCGCCAGAGAAAUGGUCAGAGUUCAGUGGUUUUAUUGGAGCCGCAGCCUCUCCUGGGGAGUUUUCUGCAGUGUCACCACCUUUCCAGCUGUUUUCAUUCAGAGGUGGCAAUACCAGUGUGUAUUUUAUGUGUACAGUGACAUUCUGCCAGUCUGCCACCAACAACCGCUGUUUUCAUAUGGGAGUAACUAAUGGCAGCUAUAGUCAGUGCAGUUUCAGAGAACCACACAGAAGACAGCGACGGUCAAGUAGAUUCCAGGCCAAUGACCAGUCCAUGGCAGUGGGGAUGACUGUGCAUAUCACCAGUGAUGCCUCUGAAACGGGUGAUACAGCAGCUGUCUUGGAACAAGGAAAUGUCAGCAGCCAAAAGAAGUUUCUGGAUAUCAUGAUUUCUCUGUCAUUCGUGGGUACAGCCCUCCUGAUUGCUGUAGUAAUUUUAUGCUGCAUGCUUGUUUUUCAAAAGAAACGGCAAACCUGUGCAAGAAAAGCAAAUCUUGUUAUUGGAGCAUGGAAGGAGAUGUAUUUGCUGCACAGGUACUGGAGAAGUGAUGAUUCCAUACCUGGAAGGCAUAUCACUUGGGCAAAGAAUACUUAAAACCAAGCAUGUUGUUGCAUCUCAGGUCCAUUUUGCACCAUGUCAUAUCUACACUGUACCACCUUCCUAUUAUAAUUUCCAAAUAAAA
Molecule: messenger RNA, 1582 nt
Organism: Lingula anatina
Lineage: Eukaryota; Metazoa; Brachiopoda; Lingulata; Lingulida; Lingulidae
Source: RefSeq, a predicted model, not a curated record